UAGUGACACUUUCCAGGCAGCAUAAGUUAACGUAAUCGGUAAUUUAGACAAAGUACCUUACAAAGUGUAGGCAGAUCUCUAAAGGAAAACACUAAACAGGAGAUUUUUGAGAAGUUUAAACAUCUUGAGUAACAUCUGAAUAAUGAACAGCACCUGUAGUACUGUCUUUAGUGAGCUUUUUCUGGAGGGACAGUUGUGUGACUCUGUGAUCCGAGCUGGAGAUGUUGAGUUUAAAAUUCACAGGAUCAUCCUCUGCAACUGCAGUGCAUACUUCAGGGAUCUCUUCUGCUACAAACCACUACCAUCAAACAAGGUCUACAACUUCCCCACUGUGUCUCCAAAAGUAAUGAGGCUCAUUUUGGAAUAUGCCUAUACCCAAUCUGUUGUGGUGACGGAGGACAAUGUACUGGAGCUGUUGGUGGAAGCAGACAACUUUAUCGUGACUGGCGUCAUUCAAGCCUGCUGCGACUUCCUGGAGAGGAAGCUUUGUGUAAAUAACUGCGUCAGUAUCUGCAAUCUGGCACACUUACACAACUGUCCUGACCUCAGGGGAAAGGCCUAUCUCUAUAUCCUCCAUCACUUUGAAGAGGUUGGUGCACUCUCCUUGGAGUUCCUGCAGCUCUCUGUGCAGCAACUAUCAGAUCUUAUCGAGAAGGAUGAGCUCAAUGUGAAGCAGGAGAGCACUGUGUUUGAGGCCAUUCUCAGAUGGAUCAACUAUUCCCCUGUGGAACGUGGGUGUGACAUGCCCGCACUGCUCAAGCAGGUCCGCUUACUAUUAAUGCCCACUGAGUACUUGGUUGACACUGUGAGCAGAAAUGAUCUGGUGAGUAGUAGUCCGGCAUGCAUGAAUAUGGUAACCACUGCCAUACAGAUGCUAAAUGAGUCCAAUAUGGAGAGACCUCUGACCCAAACACGCCUGCCGUCUGAAGUCUUAUUGGCCGUUGGUGGAUGGGUGAGUCAUUUCCCAAGUGACAAGAUUGAGUUGUACAAUGUCCGAGCUGACCACUGGGUGCCGCUGAGCUGGAGACACAAUGCUUCUCUGGGAUUCUACGGUUGUGCUUACCUCAAUGGAUGUAUUUAUUGCAUCGGAGGUUUUGAUUUCAUAAGCUAUUCAAGUCAUGUGAGAAGGUUCAGCCUCACCAGCCAAACCUGGACAGAGGUGGGCUCGAUGCAUGAAGAGCGGGGCUUUCUCAGUGUGGCCACACUGAAUGGCUGCAUAUAUGCUAUGGGAGGGUGCCAAAAACAAAAGAAACUGAAAACUGCAGAACGAUAUGAGCCUGACACCAACCAGUGGACUAUGAUUGCAUCGAUGCACAAGCCCAGGACAGAAGCUGGUGCUGCAACACUACACGGUAAGGUUGGUGGCUUUAACGGUAUCACUCAGUUGCGUAGUGUCAUCGCAUAUGACCCAAGAACAAGACACUGGCGCAACGUUGCUCCCAUGUUACACCCUCGCAAAAACUUCGGCAUUGCAGUGCUGGAGGACCAGCUGUAUGUGGUUGGAGGUUUCCACAAUGGCGGCUCAUUCUGCAAUGUGGAGUGCUAUGAUGAAAAGACCAACAGGUGGUACAUUGUCAGCGACAAAGGGAUGACCCAAGGUGCUGUGAUCCAUUCAAGCCACCAUCUUCAUCUCUACCACCAGCGUCUAGACUCCGGGGGGUCCUGCCCUAAUCCCUAUCACUGCUCCGAUUCCAUUCUGCCAGGAUGGACUAUCAGAGUCUAA
Pundamilia nyererei is the source of this 1723-nucleotide messenger RNA. RefSeq names its product kelch-like protein 10. The transcript is spliced from 5 exons. Bases 143 to 1723 code for a protein of 526 amino acids. The record is from RefSeq and is a predicted model, not a curated record. Gene Ontology annotation, molecular function: protein binding. NCBI's taxonomy places the organism in Eukaryota, Metazoa, Chordata, Actinopteri, Cichliformes, Cichlidae.